UGCCUCGUUCACUCUGGCAGUCAGACUCUGACAGGACCAUGGCCCUGAUGCAGGCUCCAGGGGGCCCCAGCCCUGGGCAGACCUGCGCACUGAUCCUCAUCUUCACUGUGCUCCUGCAGGCCCUCUGUGUGGCCGUGACUUACGUGUACUUCACCAACGAGCUGAAGCAGAUGCAGGACAAGUACUCCAAAAGUGGCAUAGCCUGCUUCUUAAAGGACGAUGACAGUUCUUGGGAUGCCAGUGAUGACGAGAGUAUGAUCAACCCCUGCUGGCAUGUAAAGUGGCAACUCCGUCAGUUUGUUAGAAAGAUCAUUUUGAGAACCUAUGAGGAAACCAUUCCUUCAAUUCCAGAAAAGCAACAAAAUAUUCCUCACCUAGAAAGAGCAAAAGGUCCUCAGAGGGUAGCUGCUCACAUAACUGGGACCAAUCGGAGAAGCACAUUCUCAGCUCUAAGCUCCAAGAAUGAAAAAGCUUUGGGCCAGAAAAUAAAUUCCUGGGAGUCGUCAAGAAAAGGACAUUCAUUCUUGAAUAAUUUGCACUUGAGGAAUGGAGAGCUGGUUAUCCACCAAACAGGGUUUUAUUACAUCUAUUCCCAAACAUACUUUCGAUUUCAGGAAACUGAGGCGGUUUUGGGAACAGUUUCAACAGAAGAGAACAGAAAGAAAAACAAACAAAUGGUACAAUAUAUUUACAAAUGCACAGGCUAUCCUGACCCCAUACUGCUGAUGAAAAGUGCUAGAAAUAGUUGUUGGUCUAAAGAUUCAGAAUAUGGACUCUAUUCCAUCUAUCAAGGUGGAAUAUUUGAGCUUAAGGAAAAUGAUCGAAUUUUUGUCUCUGUAACUAAUGAGCAAUUGAUUGACAUGGACCAAGAAGCCAGUUUUUUCGGGGCCUUUUUAAUUGGCUAAAUGAUCUGCAAAGAAAAAACAGUGCCCCCAGAGAGACCUUUCACUUUUCAGAGUGAUAUACUGUGAAAAGACUGCAAAAGAGCUGACAAAAUAAGGCAGCCUGAGCAGAGCAGCCUCAAUCACAAGAUUCUACAACCCAAGCUUUUUUGGUAUCUCUGAAAAGUGACCAACUUAUUCCAAGAAAGAGAAACUGACAAAAGACCUUCUGGGACUCUACCUGAUAUCAGCUUGCUAGCAGAAAUCUAGAAGGUUCUCAGUUUACAAACAUUUGUGUAGCAAUUAACAUCUUCUGCCUUAACCGUCUACUCUUGCGAAGAUACCAGACACUGAAAGGUCACGGUCAGGGUAUGCAGUGUGCCAGGGGAGUUGGUGCAGUGCGGGGCCUUGUGGGGGUUGUUCUGUACCCUCGUACUCUUGGAAAUAAGAAAAUUCCAUUCGAAACCGUAUCAUUUCACUAAACAAAUUAAAGUUGUGUUUAGUGAACAAGGAACUAUUUUCGGUUGGCCAAAAAGUUCGUUCGGGUUUUUACGUAAUCGUAUGUAACCACUCGAACGAACUUUUUGGCCAUCCCGAUAUUUCUGAAUGACAUGUGCUUUUCACUCCCAAAAGUCAGGCUGACCGAAAGCACUGAAGAUAUUUUUGAUAAAAGACUCUAAAAUGAAUGAUAAGCUAAUCAGAAAUCGGGAAUUUGGCCCCUUGUGAGCAGGAGAACUGGGAAAGUGGGAAAAAAAAAAAGAACUGUUUGAUAAUGUAACUUAGGGAUGGGCAAGAAUUAAUUAUGACUCUAUAUUUUUAUACUAAAAUUUUUAAAUGUGUUUCUUUUUCAAUAAAAAUGACAUGUUAAAAUAUGUAGUUUUUGUGUAUCUCGUACUUCUGUUUUAUAGUAGCAAGAUUACUAAUGAUGGGGAAAAGGACUUCUAAUCUCUUUUUCAUGGUAUCCUUUAUCUGACAUGUCUUACAGGAGAAAGAAAGAAACUGCUCACUUUUUAUAUAAUGUGAUUAAAAUAUAUCAGUCCUUUCCUUUAUAGUUAAUGCUUUUGUUAUAAGUUGAAUUGUGUCCCCACAAAAGAUAUGUAGAAGUCCUCCUCCCCAGUACCACAGAAUGUGACCUUAUUUGGAAAGAAGUUUGUUGCAGAUAUAAUUAGUAAAGAUGAGGUCAUAGUGGAAUAGGCUGGGGCCUUAAUAUUGUAUAAUGUGACUGGUGUCCUCAUUAUUUAAAGAAGGAAAUUUGGAAACAGAAACAGAGACCCACAGGGAGAACUCCAUGUGGCAACAGAGGCAGAGAUUGGAGUGAGGGAGUUGCAAGCAAGGAGCUCCAAGGAUUGACGGCCCUCGUCAGAAGCUCAGGAGACAAGAAAAGAUUCUACCCAGAGCCUCAGAAAUCUACUGACACCUUGACUUUGGACUCCUGGCCUCAAGAACUGUGAGAGAAUAAAUUUCUGUUGUUGAAAGCCACCCAGUCUUUGGCACUUUGGUUCAGCAGCCCGAGGAAGCUAAUACAGCUUUGUACACUAUGUUCAAGAAAUCUUUUUUUACUGAUGUCUCACAGAUAUCACCAUCUAUAUU
This is a messenger RNA of Balaenoptera acutorostrata (minke whale), 2471 nucleotides long. RefSeq names its product TNF superfamily member 10 (gene TNFSF10). Bases 39 to 905 code for a protein of 288 amino acids. NCBI's taxonomy places the organism in Eukaryota, Metazoa, Chordata, Mammalia, Artiodactyla, Balaenopteridae. The record is from RefSeq and is a predicted model, not a curated record. Gene Ontology annotation, molecular function: tumor necrosis factor receptor binding; CD40 receptor binding. The transcript has 5 exons. Gene Ontology annotation, cellular component: membrane. Gene Ontology annotation, biological process: immune response.